This is a messenger RNA of Heterocephalus glaber (naked mole-rat), 3567 nucleotides long. RefSeq names its product ataxin 7 like 3B (gene Atxn7l3b). Lineage: Eukaryota; Metazoa; Chordata; Mammalia; Rodentia; Bathyergidae. The record is from RefSeq and is a predicted model, not a curated record. Gene Ontology annotation, biological process: regulation of gene expression.
GCGGGGAGGCGGGGCCAGGAGCAGCCAGCGAGUGGGAGAGGCCCUAGCUGCUGUGUGAGGCUCCCAGAAGGGCUGACAGUGAAUCCUGGUACAGGCGCCGCUCAAAGCCCCGAAUUCGCGAGAACGUCAAAACAAACCGAAAGACGUGGGGUUCCCGAGCUCUCGCCGUUGCCGCUGCUUCAGCUGCCUGAGACUCCACUGUCUCCGCUGCUGCCGGAGGACGCGGCCUGAGAGGCCUCUAGGCCUAGGCGCGGCCAGUAGACCCUGACGUGUAGCUGCCGUGAGUAAAACGAACGCCCUCUGCACAGUCGUUUACAAAUUAAGAUGGAGGAAAUUUCGUUGGCUAAUCUGGAUACUAACAAGCUAGAGGCCAUCGCUCAGGAGAUAUACGUAGACCUGAUAGAGGAUUCCUGUUUGGGAUUCUGUUUUGAGGUGCACCGGGCAGUCAAAUGUGGCUACUUCUACCUGGAAUUCGCAGAGACUGGUAGCGUGAAGGAUUUUGGCAUUCAGCCAGUGGAAGACAAAGGAGCAUGCCGCCUCCCGCUCUGCUCCCUUCCUGGAGAACCAGGGAAUGGGCCUGAUCAGCAGCUGCAGCGCUCUCCUCCAGAAUUCCAGUAGGUGCAACAUGAGAGAGUCUGGGAGUGACCAGGACAAUAAUAGAGACUGGUCCUGUGGCUUGAAAGACUAAGCUAAGUAGAUAAGAGGGAAAAAAAAGAAAAGAAAGAAAGAGAAAACAUCAGACAAAAGCCUCAAUAUUCCUUUGAAGAUCCUAGCAUUUAAAAAACCUAAAGUGGAGAACUUUGAAAUUCGGAUGCUUUUUAAAAAAUUUGUCUAGGGCCAACUCUGAUAGCCUGGGCAGGAGAAAGUGCACAACCUGGGGAUCACUUAAACACAUCUGAAUAUACACAGGAUCCCUGUGCUGCCCUCCGUGCACAUGUGAGCAGUUGUGUGUCCAGCAUAUAAAGUCCUGUUGUUCUUCAGACUGUCUGCUUGAUGUCAGGGGCUUCCUGGACAGUGUGGACUUAAAUUGGCAUCAGUGGGACUGCUGCCUCUAAUUUGGGGUUUUCUGAUACAAAUGGAAGUCAGGUAUGAGAUCCUGAUACUGAUAGUAUCAAUUUGAAACAACCAAGAAAAAAUUCCCCGUUGAAUUUGGUAGGGAACCUCUGUGGCCUUGACUGCAAGAAGAAAAGCUCAGAAUCACCUGUUAUCCAAAAGUCCAGGAUUUGCAAUGAUUUCAACAGAUUUGGGGACAAGGCCUAAACUUUGGUUGAGCAGAGACUUCUUUCUUUUCCUCCCACCCAGCGAUAUAGGCUUGGCAUAGAACAAGUUGUACAGACAGGCUGAGGAUUCAGUUGUGAUUCUGUGGAGAGGUAAUAGGGACCUCUGCAACUACAGUGUGCACCAUCUCAUACUGGAAGAUUUGUGGACAUAUUAUACCAUGGACGUAAGCUUAGUAUGGGCAUAUCUUUCCUACUCUGAGUUACUGGUUACUUAGCCAGUCCAUGGGUCCAACUUGGUCAAGACUGAAAUAUAGAAGAUAGAAUAUCCGUGCAGGAGGCAGUUUUUUGGAAACUGAGCUUGGAAGGAAUCUCUUCCAGCUGCCCUUAAUAAUGUGAAUGAGUUAGUGCUAGGAACCAAGGAGCUGAACUGGGUCAUCUCUUACCUGUGUGCAGAAUCCUGUUACAUGCUUCUGUUCCUUUAGUUGAACAGUCAGGACUCUGCAAUGGUGAACAUCCAGACUCUCCACCACCUUCUCUGCCCCUUAUAAGGAGUAAUCCUUUCCACUCGGUCCCCUUUGGACCAUCUUGACAGCAAGAGCUGUCCUUUUUUGUUUUUGGAAGUAAGGAAGAGACCUCCACAAUCCCCUAGCUUUAGGGAAUGGGAUACAGGAGGAUGGAAAGCUAGAGUUGCAUAUCAAAACUGCCCUCUAGUUUACUCCCUGAGUUUAUAAAGUGUAGGUGGGUGGGAGUCCUGAGGUGAACAGAACGGUGCUGCUUUAUUUGAAAUGUUUUCUUACCUCAUUCUGUGCCCCAGUAAAGGGCCCAGCCUCCACUGGCUUGGCCCCAUGUUCCUGUUCCUGUCCACUACUCCACUGCCUAUCUGGUGCAGCUCAUGACUGCAGGUGCUUCUUGCCACUUAAGCUUUCACCUUGACCAGUUUCAGUUCAUCUCUCUUCAUGCUUCUGAAGUCUGCCCAAUUUAUCUUCCAUGGCUUGUUAAUUUUGUACUUUUUCUUUUUUCCUGUGUUUUUGGGGAGAAUCUUUCUUAUGGCUCCCUUGUUUGGAUUAGAAUGGGAAGAACUUAGAAACUUUUGUAUUUACAAGGCAGUGUCCUGCCUAUGCAUUUCUUUGAGACUGCCUUGCUAGUAGGCCCUCCUGCUUUGUUUUCAUGAGUUUUAUCCCAUCUCCUUUGGGGUACUGCCUCUUGGGAGCUAAGUAGAACAGUGAAGACUGAUACAUACAAGGAUGGAGUUGGUCGAUCCACUUUCUCUUACUUUUGCUGUGUAUGUAUCUGCUUUAUCUCAGAAGCAACUAUUUGGACUCUGGAUUGAUUUGGAUUAGGUAUUUUAGAGAGUUGAAACCAGAGCAAUUGGGCCUUGAGACUAUAUUGCCUUCUCCCCCUAGACUUGUCCUGAUCACGACUAGGUCCUCAUUACAGAUUGACCUUCAAUCUAAGAGUUGUGGGAACUUUUCAGAAAAUCAAAUCUUGGCAGGAAUAAUUUGGAAUUAUUUUUGCCCUAGACUUUAACGAUAUCUCCUAAGAGAAUUCAGAAGGGAAGGGAGUGAGACAUUGGCCUACUUCCAAAUAGUGUUUUGGAAAGGCGAUGAAUAAGGGAGAAGGGCAAGGGCACACUCACUCUUCUUUUAUAUAGGGCAGUCCGAUCAUGAGUGUUUCCUUUCUCAUCUAUACUUCUGGUUAGAGGAGGAAGGUGUGGGAAGCAGAUUUGAGAAAAGGUUUGUUCACAUUACUUCCUUCCGGUUUUGGUUUUCUUUUUCCCCAACACUACCAACAUUAGGGCAAUAGCACCCUGCCCUGGAAAGGUAUAAUUAAAGUGGGCUCAGUCCCUGGAUUCAGCAGGUGCCCCGAAGGGACACACUACUUUUUAAAGGAGAUAAUGUUUCCUACAGUAUAGUUGACAGUGGUUAGGAACUCUCCCUUUCCCUAUCUGCCUUCCCUGUAACCUCAGAAUUUCUAUCCUUCCCUUUUCAAUUAAUUGUAUUGAUCACUCUAUAAUCCUAUUACGUAUCUGAGUGUGUAUGUGUGUAUAGGGGAAAGGGGUUCUUUAAAAUUUUUGUGGUUUGUGGCUUUUUUUCCCCAUAACUAGUUCCUAAUGCCGCAUGCCCAGGGGCCACUGCCUGGCAUUAUCGCAUGCUGGAAUCUUUAGGGGAGGGUAGUGUGAAACUUACCACUGUUCUUUAUUUUGGAGAUUCUUAUUUUUGCAUAAGUAAUCCAUCUUAUACAGAUAGCUGAUUAACUCUUAUGUGUUCCCCUAACUACUAUGGCUGCUGGUGUAAAUAAACUGCAUCUUCUCAUUGCUAAAUGGUAAUAAUAAAAUUUUGAAAAAUGA